Molecule: messenger RNA, 2348 nt
Organism: Felis catus (domestic cat)
Lineage: Eukaryota; Metazoa; Chordata; Mammalia; Carnivora; Felidae
Gene: MRPS10
Product: mitochondrial ribosomal protein S10
Exons: 7
Coding region: 16-729 (237 amino acids)
Cellular component (GO): mitochondrial small ribosomal subunit; mitochondrion
Source: RefSeq, a predicted model, not a curated record
UAGAAUGACGUCUCUAUGGUUGUUCCUGUGCCGGAACGCAAGGCUACGCUCUCUCCUUUUGCGGAACUCUAUGGUCUGAGGACGCGACUCUGCCCCGGAAGCAGUCCUAGGGGCCCGGGACGGCAAGAUGGCGGCGCGAGCGGCGCUUGGGUCCAUGUGCCGGCGUCUCUGGGUUCAAGGAGUUUUUCUGUAAACAGUUCUAAGAGCAGUACAGCCAGAAAUGGUGGCUUUCUCCUCAGUACCAGUAUGAAGUGGGUGCAGUUUUCAAACCUACACGUUGAUAUUCCCAAGGAUUUGACCAAGCCCACGAUAACCAUUUCUGAUGAACCAGAUACAUUAUAUAAGCGCCUGUCAGUUUUAGUAAAAGGCCAUGAUAAAGCCGUACUGGACAGUUACGAAUAUUUUGCCGUGCUUGCUGCUAAAGAACUUGGUAUCUCUAUUAAAGUACAUGAGCCUCCAAGAAAAAUAGAGCGAUUUACUCUUCUCAAAUCAGUGCAUAUUUUCAAGAAGCACAGAGUUCAGUAUGAAAUGAGGACACUUUACAGAUGUUUAGAGUUAGAACAUCUGACUGGAAGUACAGCGGAUGUCUACUUGGAAUAUAUUCAGCGAAACUUACCUGAAGGAGUUGCCAUGGAAGUUAUAAAGACAAAAUUAGAACGGUUACCAGAACACAUCAAGGAGCCAAUCUGGGAAACAGUACCAGAGGAAAAAGCAGAAAGCAGGUCCUAAAGUCUCAGCCAGUCUACUUGCACCGGCGUUUGACCCAAGGGUGGCUCAAACACGUAUGUUGAAAUAGAGGCUUCCAGUGGGAACGACCGUGAGUGCACUUGACCACUCUGUUGAGCCCACGUGCCCUGAUCAGCUCAAAGCGGGGGUGAAACUUUAAUGACACACUGGACCACAGUGAAAACCACUUCACCUUACUCUUUUGUACACAUCAUUGUUUCAGUUCCGGUUUUAACAAAUGUGAGCAAGCCACUUUGACUACUGUGCACCAAAAGAAUCAGGUUUCUGUUUUGUCAUUCUGUUACAGUUCAGUUAUCAGUUUGCACUGAUUUUAACUUGUGUCACUUCAUUUGUCUGAAAGUGAAUGUUUGAAAUAACUCCUUACACACAUUUUUUCCUUUUCAACUACUUAGAAGGAACCUUCAGUUAAUUUGGUUAAUGUAACAAUGUAACGCCAAACAGUUUUUGAUAAUUUACCUAGUGCAAGCUGGAAAAUCCUGGUGUGGAGGUGGUGACCUCCAAAUUUCACCUCAUUUAAGCGUGACAUUCUUGAAAAUGAAUGUACUGUGCAGCAGAUCACGUACACUUGUGGCACACACUGAACUCUUCUUGUCGCCCAAACCCUUGCCAGGCCGCCAAGAAGGAGCACUGUAGUGGAAUUUGAGCUCUCAAGAAAUGACUGUCUGCAUCACUUUUUUCAUCCUGUGAUUCAUUCAUUCAACAGGCUUUUAUUUUGUUAGCUCUGUAACCAGCACUGUAGUAAAUACCAAACGUUGAAUGGAAGUAUGGCUUUUGAAAAACAUGCAGGGCACAGAUAAAUAUUUUUCCUUAAGUCCCACACUGAUAAGGCCUCUUUGUUUUGGUAAAUGGCAUUCUUUUUGUUUAGAGAUGGCUACUUUUCCAUGAAAUUAAAUCUUAGUUAAAACCCUGAAAGAGGCAGGACUACAAUGUGCUGAAACUGCUGGCGUAUCAUCCCCAAGGGAGUGAUUCGUUUCCUUUUUUACAGCAGAUCAGGUCCAUGUCUUUUGCGGUUUCCUUCACAUCUUUGGGGUAGUUAUGACUCCUCAGUUUUUCCUCCCUUAAACUUAAGCUGGAGUCCCUGUUCUCUUUUCCCUGACCUACUAUCAGGUGUCAAUGUUUUGAAUGCAUACUGCUUAUGUAUCAGACUUCCAUUACUGUCAUUAACAUGAAAAGAAUUACAGCCUGUGCCCUGUGACCUCACUCAGCUCACAGCUCAGUUGUUGACUGCGUCAUUCACAAAUGCCUAAAGCAUGCUUAUCCCAGGUGUAAACCUCGGGAUUAAGAACUAGUCAAUAAAACGAGCGAUAUAAUAGAAGUAUAUCUUGCAAAGCAGCGAUCUGUGACCCGUUUUUACUUUAAAAGAAAAAGUUCCUUAAAUACAUAUCCACAUCCAAACUUUUUUACAGACAGUAUUAACCACUGUAUCAUAAGAUGAUUUAUGCAAACUUGGCUUCCACUGACUCUCCGUGUGAGUUCCUUUCAAGAUGUGCAGCUGUUUUCAGACUGAAUUAACCUGUAAACCAGAUUACUUGGCACUUCACGUUAUAUAUUAAAAUCUUGUUUUAAGGUAAAUAUACAAAUAAACUACACACACAACAGAA